GAGAGAGGGAGCAACUGCUAUCCUGCCCCGUUUCUCUCGUUCUCCCUCUCUCUCCGUCUCCUUUUCUCCUAUCCAUCACGGCACUUUCCAGCAGCAUCUAGCGUGUUUUGCGGCGGCCGGUCGCACCUCCGACAGCCCACUGAUCGUCGAGAAGAUCUGGAUGAUCCGCGCGUUGUGGCGACGCCGGUACCACGGUCGUUGCCACCCGCCAGGCCACCCCGCCUUACCUACUUCCCGCAACUGACAAUUGCGACUUUUCUCGGCGCCGUGAUUACCGGCCGCGCCCCAUAUCUGCUCACUACCUUACCUCUUCAAGUCCAUGCUCUUUGCCGAGAUUCUUCUGUGGCUGAGCUGAUGCGGACAUGACAAGCGCACCUGUAAGCGAAUCUGCGCGGGAGAGAGAGGUCUUCUCCUAUCUCAGAAGCAGCCCAGCAAAACCCCAAGACCUCUAUGACUUUCUUAAUCAACAUGCCAAUGCUGGCCUUCCGACCAAUUUCGCCCCCGUCCCUUCUCAAGAUCCUGCCCUCACGGCCUUUGCCCAGCUGGGUGCCCUCCGCCUCAAUGUCUCUCGGGCAAUGAUCUCCUUGAUCGAUGGCCAUAUCGAGUCGGUCCUCGCCGAAGCCACCCGCGAUCUGUCGCUGCGCGCCCACUCUCGCUACGCAACGACCGACGGCCUAUGGCUUGGAAGUGUUACUAUACCCAGGCGCAGAGGCAUCGACGAGCGCGUGUUGGAUCUGCCUCAUUGCGCCCAAGACGACACCGAGUCGUGCAGCGAAGAUGUGGUUGUUAUUGAGGACCUGGCCGAUGUCCCCGAUUUCCCCUUACGCAAUCUGCUCGGCCGAACUUUUGAUGCUCGCUUCUUCGCAGCAGUCCCCAUACGCAGCCCAACCGGCGCCGUUCUGGGCUCGUAUGCUGUCUUUCACGAUCAGCUGCGUCAUGGCAUUAGCAAGCAGGAACUCAUUUUUCUUCAAGACACGGCAGCAACCGUCAUGGAUCACCUCGUGUUAUCCAAAGCCCAGGAACAGCACAAACGCGGGGAGCAGAUGAUUCGAGGGCUCACAUCGUUCAUGACGGGAUCGGAUUUCCUCGAUGACGGGUCUGGUUCAGAGCAGAGGCUAAUCCCUGUACCGAACAAGAUAUGGCAAUGGAAAACACCAAAUGGUGGCGACUCCGAAGCACGUCCAGAGUCCUCCGAAGGGGAACAGCCUAUCUCACUGGCCAAGAGGCCAAAAAGUCCAAGCAACGAACCGUCUCCUGACACAAUCCCGCCACCCGACGAACAAUCAUGGUCCGAUGACCAUGAAAAGGCUCAAUCCCCUACACUGCAGGAGUCCAUGUUGCCGCAGAAUGCCAAAAAAAUGUUCUCUCGCGCGGCGAAUAUCCUCCGCCAGACAAGUGAGCUUGACGGGACUCUCAUCUUCGACGCUGCACUUUCAUCUUUCCAAGGCUCAACUCGCCACGCGGGAAAUGAUGAGGGUGAUGGUCAUACCGGAAGAAAAAGCAGUCUUAUUUCUGGUUCUUCGGACACUAGCGAAACAAACGACAAGCCGUCAGUAGAUCACUCAGCCGAUGAGACAUAUGCGCACGAACGACCCUCCGAUCAGCGAAAUGGAGACAAAUCUCGUAUCAAACAUUGCGAAAUCUUGGGCUUCUCAAAUGUGGACCGGUCAAGCAUAUCCGGGAAUAUUGCCAAUAAGCGGUACCUAUCCUUUGCGGAAUCGCAUUUGAGCAAGCUUCUCAAAAAGUACCCCGCUGGCAAGGUCUUCAAUAUUAAUGAUGACGGCGCAUUGUCUUCAGACGAUUGUGAAUCCAAAUCCGGUUCCGCAGCGGAAGACAUCUCCGGGAAAGCCAGACCAAAACCCGGCCGGAAAACCGAGAUUGAAACUAUCUUGGAAAUCGCCCCCGAUGCGCGCAGUAUCAUACUUCUCCCAUUGUGGGAUUUCUCAAGGAAAAGAUGGUUUGCGGCAUGUUUCAUGUGGUCUUCCGAUAAGAAACGUAUACUCUCCGGUACAGACCUUCAAUAUAUGCGAGCGUUUGGCAACAGCGUGAUGGUAGAGUUGUCGCGCUUGGAUGCUAUCACUUCUGAUGUCACCAAGACAACUUUCAUGUCAUCAAUAAGCCACGAACUCCGUUCUCCACUUCAUGGCAUCUUGGGCGGUAUUCAAUUCCUUCAAGAGACUACCGUGGACGCUUUCCAGGUUGGCAUGAUAAACUCAAUCGAGACUUGUGGAAAGACGUUACUCGACACCGUCGAUCACAUCCUGGACUUCGCAAAAAUCAACAAGCUUGCAAGGUUUAGACCUCGCGAUUCCAAGCGAAGAACUGUCGGCGGCCAUGCCCGGACACUUUCAUUCGAAUCCGCCAACAACAACUUGCGAUCUUCUGAUCUGCACAUAAGGUCGGUGGACCUUAGCCUUCUGGUCGAGGAAGUCAUCGAAGCUACCAUGGCCGGACAGUCGUACAAACUUGUCCCACAAGUGUACAUGGCCUCUGGCGCUCACAAACGCUCCCAAGAUUGGCUUUAUUCUGGAGGUCAAAAUCCUGAAAUGGAUGCCGACGAAGGCCGGAAGCAAGUGUACAUAGCACUCGAUGUCUCAAGGCGACAAAACUGGGAUUUUGUCACUAGGGGUGGCGCCUGGAGAAGGAUAAUGAUGAACAUUUUCGGAAAUGCUUAUAAGUUUACAGACAAGGGCUUCAUACGCCUCUCCUUGGAUGGCGAGGAUGUCAGCACAGAUAAUGAUGAAACGAGGACGAGAGUCACACUCAGAAUCUCCGAUUCUGGUAUAGGAAUUUCUCAAGAGUUUUUGUACAACAAACUCUACGCGCCCUUCUCACAAGAGGAUGCCUUCUCAACUGGCACCGGCGUCGGCCUAUCCAUCGUUCGACAGGUGGUGAGAUCCUUGGGUGGCAAAAUCUACUUCAAAAGCCAGCAGGGAAUUGGAACAGAGGUCAAAGUAACGAUUGAGCUUCCGGCUGCACCACAGUACCACGACAGUCCCUCAAGCGACGGAAGCUCCUCUGUAUCGGACAUGGGCCUUCAAUUAGGUGGCCGAAGUAUUGGUCUUCUCGAACCUUACGUGGACCCGGGGACUAGUGGUACAGAUUCCAACUCGCCAGAGGGCAAAGGACUGCGUAAUACUACCGAUUCUCUCAUGAAGUAUCUGAAGGAUUGGUUUGGAGCCAGACCAUUCUUACUGUACGCGCAUGACUCCGAAUCUGCGCAGCAGGCCGAGAUCAUCAUUUGUACAGAGCCAUCCUUCUUAUUUCUGGCUGCCAUACGUUCGGAAAGGCCUCAAGGCAAGGUGCCGUUGGUAAUCUUCAUCGCUCAUGAUGCAUUGGAGGCGUCGACUUUGCGGGGUGAUCCAAGAGUUAAUAGCUCGGAAUCCAUUGUUGAGAUCAUCACGCAACCAUGUGGCCCACACAAGUUGGCAAAGUGCUUCCAGCAAUGCCUUCGUCGCUUCGAUAAGUGGUUGUACGAGGUCAGGCCACCAAGCGUUGAAGCCACCAGGAACAACUCAGAGGACUCAACUUUCUUGUUAAAACCAGCCUUCCAGGACCUCGCGGUGGACCAGCUCGCAGAAGACUUCUCCUCGGCAGUGCUUAAAGAAGACAACACCCCUACCAGGACGCCACCGCAGGUUCCAGUAGAGGUUCCAGUUGAGAAGCCGAAACAAAAGCCCACGCCACCCGCGAAAGUAUCUCGACAUCGUUCCAAUUCGCUACCUCAUUCAGCUCGGCGGCCACAUGUGUCGCCUCAAAAGACCUCCUCCCCACCAGCUGCUCCUUUGAAGCGAUCAGGGACUUCAGAUCUGGAAGAGACGCGCACCAGUCCGAAGAUUCUGAUAGUUGAUGACAAUCGCAUCAACCUGCGACUUCUUUCAGCUUUCAUGAAGAAGCAUCUGCUGAGUUACGAGCAAGCGACCAACGGGCUCGAAGCACUGGAGGCGUACAAGCGCGCGUCCGGCGGGUUCAAAAUCGUCCUCAUGGACAUAUCAAUGCCAGUGAUGGACGGCAUGGAAGCGACUCGCGAGAUUCGCGAUUAUGAGGAUGAGAACAACAUCGACCGCUCCUUGAUCAUCGCUUUGACGGGUCUCGUCUCCGCUAGCGCGCGUGUCGAGGCCCUCGCCAGCGGCAUUGAUCACUUCAUGACAAAGCCAGUCAAUUUCCAGCUGCUCAUCGAACUUAUGGACAGCAACAGUGACAAGGUCGCGGACGCUGAUGCGGAAAAGAAUAUCUCGCGAAGCACUUGAACGAGGAUGACCGUCAUGGUUACUUCAACGUUAGAGACGCUCUCUCGCGGGAUUCUCGACUUGGGUUUAUUGGACGCUUUAUAAAGGCCGCAAUGGAUAUAAUUUGAGCAAACGAUCUUUUGAGCUGGUGGAUGAUUGGACGUCCGCGGGUACGGGCGCUGUCGGAUGGACGAAUAUUGGAUUAGACGCGAACAGGCGGGCGUAGCGCGAGACGCAGAGCUGCCUAGGGCACAUGAUUAACUGAUAGAGGAACGGCAUGAAUGACGAUCACGCUUGGACGUGGUCAGAAAACGGAUUCAUGUAGAGAGCAGUGAGCUCGAAAGACAGUGUCGCUGGCGGCCAUGUUGUAUAUGUAGUUUAGUAAAGCAAAGCAGUGCAAGUUUCUCAGCAUUAUAUUACAUGCACUGUACUGCAC
This is a messenger RNA of Aplosporella prunicola CBS 121167, 4665 nucleotides long. RefSeq lists its product as uncharacterized. Bases 363 to 4250 code for a protein of 1295 amino acids. The transcript has 4 exons. Gene Ontology annotation, molecular function: phosphorelay sensor kinase activity. NCBI's taxonomy places the organism in Eukaryota, Fungi, Ascomycota, Dothideomycetes, Botryosphaeriales, Aplosporellaceae. Gene Ontology annotation, biological process: phosphorylation; phosphorelay signal transduction system. The record is from RefSeq and is a predicted model, not a curated record.